UAGAAGGUCUCUUCUCCCACUCCGAUAUAGAACCAACCGAUUCAGUUCAGCCCGAGUGUUUCUUGUGUGAGUGUAGAGUGUUGGUGAGGAAGUUACUACUAGGAUAUAGCAUCUACUUUACUACUAGCCGCAGGACUGCGACACUGAGCAGCGAACCACUCGCUUCAUGCCAAUAUGAACGCGCCCCCGGCCUUCGAGUCCUUCCUGCUGUUUGAAGGCGAGCAGAAGAUAACAAUCACUAAGGACACAAAAGUACCGAAUGCCUGUUUGUUUACCAUAAACAAGGAAGAUCAUACAAUUGGAAAUAUUAUUAAAUCCCAGCUGUUGAAAGAUCCUCAAGUUCUGUUUGCAGGAUACAAAGUACCACAUCCUCUGGAGCAUAAAAUUAUAAUAAGAGUUCAAACAACACCUGAAUACAGUCCCCAAGAGGCGUUUACUAAUGCCAUCACAGACUUAAUAAGUGAACUGUCCCUUUUGGAGGAAAGAUUUAGGGUUGCUAUAAAAGACAAGCAAGAAGGCAUUGAAUGAAAAUCAUAUGCAGAAUUUGGCAUGGGCUAUAAUUACUGCUGUUGCAAUAUUUCCCUUUUUUGUGGGGAAUAUAUAUGACUGGCGUAUUGUGUGUUUUGUGUCUGUUUUUCAAUUUUACACAAUAAAAAAAUAAUUUUAAUCUUGA
Messenger RNA from Pseudophryne corroboree (corroboree frog), 673 nucleotides. RefSeq names its product DNA-directed RNA polymerase II subunit RPB11-a. Gene Ontology annotation, cellular component: RNA polymerase II, core complex. The record is from RefSeq and is a predicted model, not a curated record. Lineage: Eukaryota; Metazoa; Chordata; Amphibia; Anura; Myobatrachidae. Gene Ontology annotation, molecular function: protein dimerization activity; DNA binding. The coding region runs from base 175 to 528 and encodes 117 amino acids. Gene Ontology annotation, biological process: transcription by RNA polymerase II. The transcript is spliced from 4 exons.